CUAAUCCACAAAUCCUGUUUAGGGACACUGAGACUCUAUGACACAGUUAGUUAAACUUAAUGCUCAUGGGUGUCACUGGUCCAGCUACAUAUUGAUAUUAUUUUAAUCAGCAUCUGAUGGUAAAUAAAAUAAAAGCCUUGCUGCCUUAAGUGGCCAGUUUCCAGGUCUUUCAAAAACUGCAAAAGGAUAUAAAGGAAAUGGAUGUUUCAUUGCAUUAACAAAAAGAUCUGCUGCCAUGACCACUUCCUCUAGCCUUCCCCCCAUCACUGUGCCCACACUCACUGCAAUACAACUCUCCACAGACAGUGAAGAGUCCAGCGAUGAUGACUUGAGUCCAGCUGAAUCAUAUCUGCUCAAUAUGAAUAACAGCAAUAACAAUGAAGACAUGAAAGAGAAGACGGAGAUGGAAGAAAAAGAGGAAAAGGAAAAAGAAGAGAGGGAAAAGGAGAAGGAGAAGGAAAGACAAAAGGAGAAGGAGAAGGAAAGACAAAAGGAAAAAGACAAAGAGAAGCCCAAAGAAAUAUUUAUCCUUAAUCCUGCUGGGAAUUUGUAUUACAACUGGCUGCUUGUAAUCACACUACCAGUCAUGUACAACUGGACCAUGAUCAUAGUCAGGGCUUCCUUUGAGGAGCUGCAGCGUGACUACAUCAUUUACUGGGUUAUUCUGGACUACACCUCAGAUCUAAUCUAUCUGGCUGAUAUGUUCCUCAGGACAAGAACAGGUUACCUUGAGCAAGGCCUUAUGGUUAAAGAUAAGAAGCUGCUGCGUGAUCGCUAUAUCACUAGCUUCCAGUUUCGUCUUGAUGUCAUCUCCAUGUUUCCCUUUGACUUCCUCUAUUUAUACCUCGGCAUUGACUACCCAGAGAUCCGCAUCAACAAGCUGCUGAGAAUCGGCCGAAUGCUGGAGUUUUUCACAAGGGCAGAGACAAAAACCAACUACCCCAACAUCUUCCGCAUCGGAAACUUGAUCAUCUACAUCCUCAUUAUCAUCCACUGGAAUGCUUGCUUCUACUUCUCUUUCUCAAAGUACAUUGGUUUUGGUGCUGACGACUGGGUCUACCCGGCUCUGGAUGAUCCUGAAAAUCCUGAAUUUGGGGAGUUUGGAAGGAAAUAUUCAUUCAGUCUCUACUGGUCAACACUGACUCUGACUACCAUUGGAGAAACUCCACCACCAGCCCUUGACUCGGAAUUUGUAUUCCAUGUGGUGGACUUUUUAGUAGGGGUCCUGGUCUUUGCCACCAUUGUGGGAAAUAUCGCCACCAUGAUCUCCAAUAUGAAUGAUGCCCAAGCUCAGUUUCAGUCUCGGAUUGACAACAUUAAGCACUACAUGCAGGCCCGAAAAGUCAGCAGUGAACUUGAGUUGCGUGUCAUCAAGUGGUUUGACUAUCUUUGGAAUAACGGUAAGGCACAGGAUGAAAGAGAGGUGCUAAGGUAUCUUCCAGACAAACUGAAGGCUGAGAUUGCCAUCCAAGUCCACAUGGAUACCCUCAAGAAAGUUCGUAUUUUUGCAGACUGUGAGGCAGGCCUGCUGAUCGAGCUGGUACUCAAGCUGCAGCCUCAGGUGUUCAGUCCCGGAGACUAUAUCUGCAAAAAGGGUGAUAUUGGACGUGAGAUGUACAUAAUCAAAGAAGGGACACUUGCAGUUGUUGCUGAUGAUGGUAUCAAACAGUUUUGUGUGUUGGGAAGUGGAAGUUACUUUGGUGAGAUCAGUAUUCUCAAUAUUAAAGGCAGCAAAGCAGGCAACCGGCGAACAGCCAACAUUCGCAGCAUUGGAUAUUCAGACCUCUUCUGCCUGUCAAAGGAUGACCUGAUGGAGUCACUGCUAGAGUAUCCCGAUGCCAAAGGCAUGCUAGAGGACAAAGGGCGAGAGAUUCUGAUGAAAGAUGGUCUGAUAGAUUUGGACCCAGCUAACAUCAUGCCUGAGGCCAAGGAGCUAGAAGAGAAGGUCAAUAAAUUGUACAGCACAAUGGAGCUGAUGCAAUUGAAACUGAAGAAGAUUCUCGGAAAAAACAAGAAUACUGAUAACGCUUUGAGGGAUCGCAUUGCAGAUAUAGAGCGCCUGACAGGAGAGGAAAUGGAAGAAGAGGAUGAGGAGGAAGUAUUGGAAGAGGGACCAGGGCGGGGGGAGAAAAAGGAAGAAGAGGGAAAAGGUGAGAAGAUAAAGGAAGAAAAACAAGAAGGUCAAGGAGAAAAAAAGGAAAAGGAAAAAGCUGAGGAAGCAAAAGAUGGAGAAGAAAAGGUUGAAGUGACAAAAGAAGAGAAGAAAAAAUAAACCCAUAAUUUCUGUAAAACACUAAGCACGUUUCUCAUUGUCAUAAAUAGCAUAUUUAUCACAAAGAAAUCUUUCUUACCGGACGCGCUACAUAAAUUAAUCACAGGUAACCUAAUUAAAAUUAAACUAAAAAUAAGAAGCUAUUAACUGGCUUAAAUACAGACUGGAACUUGUCUUUAUUCAUUAUAUAUUAUCACAUUGAGGACAGUAAUUCAAUGGACAAACAUUGCCAUGACAGUAUUGAUGUUCAAUGUAUUAAACAUGUUGGUAAAGUUGUCCUUUUAAGCCUUUUUUUCAUGACUAUUCUGCAUAGAGUCAUAUACUGGAAGGCAAUGCUAUUCCCAGCCUUGCAGUAUACACUAUUGUCCACAUGAGGAUAGUAAAUAGCUAGGAUUUAUAGGUCCUCAUGUUACACGGUGCCUCUAUGAGUGAAGCACAACAGGUUAUAUCAACCAAGAGAUAGAAAUAGGAUGUUAUUUUUUCUCAAGUGCCCCUGUGCAUUGCAAAAUAGUGGAAGUUCAAA
Messenger RNA from Eleginops maclovinus (Patagonian blennie), 2795 nucleotides. RefSeq names its product cyclic nucleotide gated channel subunit alpha 1a (gene cnga1a). Bases 236 to 2272 code for a protein of 678 amino acids. Gene Ontology annotation, biological process: potassium ion transport; monoatomic cation transmembrane transport. The transcript is spliced from 8 exons. Gene Ontology annotation, cellular component: plasma membrane; intracellular cyclic nucleotide activated cation channel complex. NCBI's taxonomy places the organism in Eukaryota, Metazoa, Chordata, Actinopteri, Perciformes, Eleginopidae. Gene Ontology annotation, molecular function: protein-containing complex binding; cGMP binding; intracellularly cGMP-activated cation channel activity. The record is from RefSeq and is a predicted model, not a curated record.